AUGGGUGUAUCUGGACUUCUCCCCCUUCUCAAGUCAAUCCAGAAACCGACUGAGCUUAAAAAGUAUCAUGGCCAGACGUUCGGUGUCGACGCGUAUGGCUGGCUCCAUCGUGCCGCCUACUGCUGUGCCCUGGAGCUUGGUCAAGACAAGCCAACUCAGAAGUACCUGAAUGCUGCCAUGACUCGUGUUCGCAUGCUUCGUCAUUUUGGUAUUACACCAUAUAUGGUAUUCGAUGGUGACUUUCUUCCUAGUAAAGCCGCUACCGAAGAUUCCCGAGCAAAGAAAAGAGAUGAGAAGAAGAAGGUGGCAAUGGAACUAUUGCGAGCUGGAAAGCCUGCGCAGGCUACGCAAGAGUUUCAAAAGUGUAUCGACAUCACUCCCGAAAUGGCAUCGGCUCUCAUCCAACUACUCAAGAAGCUCGAUAUUCCUUACGUUGUCGCCCCUUACGAAGCCGAUGCACAGCUUGUGUACCUCGAACGACAGGGUCUUGUCAACGGUAUCAUCUCCGACGACUCGGACCUCCUCGUUUUUGGAGCCAAGAAGCUUCUGACCAAGCUAGACCAGUAUGGCAACUGCUUUGAGAUCAACCGUAAGGACUUUUGCGCCUGUCGGGAAGUCUCAUUAACUGGCUGGUCUGAUACAGAGUUCCGACGAAUGGCUAUUUUCAGUGGAUGCGAUUAUCUUGAUGGACUACCAGGCGUUGGGUUGAAGACGGCAUAUCGUAUGCUUCGCAAAACUAAAGUCCCGGAGCGGAUAGUGCGCAUGGUCCAGUUGCAAGGCAAGCGGGUGUCGGAAAAUUACCUGACACAAUUCUACCAGGCCGAAUUGACAUUCCUGCAUCAGUGGGUGUUUUGUCCUACCAAACGCGAGUUGGUUCACCUAACAGACCUGGACGGAACACGGACUGCGGAUGAGAUGCCCUUUAUCGGUGCAUUUGUAGAGCCUGAGACGGCUCGCACCAUCGCCAGGGGCGAUAUGAACCCUAUCACGAAGAAGAUGAUCAUUAGCGCCACAACAACGACACCCUCAAAGAGAAGGCAUUCGCAACUGGCGAUUGGUGCCGUGGACCAACCCCCACCUACUAUGAAACCCAUCAGUUCUUACUUCAUGGGGCACAGUCGCAUACCCAUGGGCGAGAUGGACCCCAACUGCUUCGAAGUCGACCCCCAGAGGGUUUUGCAAAUCACUGGAGGGGGCUUGGUACCUCGUGUUUUCCCGCUUCCCAGACCAUAUUUGGAUGAAACAACUCGGCCCGCACCAAACAACUCGCGAAGAUCAGAAGCCAACCCUACACGUACAUCCCCAAGACUUCACCGGCGUCGUACCGAGCCCAUCUCCAACCUGCUCAACAGUUUCACUGAGACUGCCACCACCACAAGGCGCACGUCUUCUGUGGCCAUCAAGUCUAACUUCUCCGCUGUCCCAUCAAGUGAUCCUACCAAUCGGCCGCCCAAGAAGGCACGCUUAUGUGAGGAUAAUGAGGCAGGACUCGAUGAAGCUUUGCCGCCACAGAAGAGCAAGUUCUUCCCAGUGUCCAAGCCACGGAGGAGUCCAAGGCGGACGAAGAGCGAUGCUUACCUCCUGUCCGACGAUUCGCUUGAUGAGGCGCUUAUGGCACUGCCCGAUUUUGACGGUUGGAAGCCCUCUGAUAAGACCAAGCAGGGUAUUUCAGUAUUUGUGGAAAAGGACAGCCAAGAGACUUCAACUGUCGAAAGUGAGAGCCAGCUCUCAUUUGUGAAGGACAACGAGACCCCCUUAUCAUCAUUUGACGACUCUAUGCCUCCACCUUCGUCUGCCGUGUCUCUACCACGAACCUCUUCCACCCCUGCUCGGCCAGAUAUUCGCAAGUUUUCUUAUUCCAAGUCGACAGAAACACCUGCUUCGACUACAUCGCAACGCUCUUCCGUGUUUAGUGUAGCUUCCACUCCCUCCACGGCACCGUCGACAGCUGCUUCGCGCAUGACGCCCUUACAACGUCUGGGUGCUCGUGCUAUGAACGCACCAAUGUCACCAAAGCUGCCUAAACCACGCAACAGCCUUGAUAGGCAAUUCCUCUCGGGUGUGCCUGUCAAUCCGGCUUUUGUGCCCUUACCAAAGGUCAAUCUGGACGAGGUUGCAGACCUCAACACAUGUGGGAGUGAAGACCAAAUCAUCCCUGAUAGUGACCAGGAAGAUGAGGACGACGAAAUCGACCUUCCGCCUAAAAAGCUUAACCUUUCACGCUUUGCGUUCGCAUAG
Molecule: messenger RNA, 2238 nt
Organism: Fusarium venenatum
Lineage: Eukaryota; Fungi; Ascomycota; Sordariomycetes; Hypocreales; Nectriaceae
Product: PIN domain-like protein
Biological process (GO): DNA recombination; mismatch repair; DNA double-strand break processing
Cellular component (GO): nucleus
Molecular function (GO): metal ion binding; 5'-3' DNA exonuclease activity; 5'-flap endonuclease activity
Source: RefSeq, a predicted model, not a curated record